AUGGAGCUCGACGAUAUGGAGGAUUCGAACGAGGCGUCUUUGGAGGACUUCCCCAGGGGCACCAAACGAAAGGCGGCCGAAGGCGACUCUGAAGAAGAUGAUGAGGAAUCCAAUCCUGAGGAUUCGGAAGAGGGAGAGGGAGAAGGCGAGGGCGAGGGAGAAGGCGACGAAGAGGAUGGAGAGGAUGAAGAGUCAGCCGCCAAGAGACGCAAGCUGGCCGAGGCCGAAAGAGCGGAGGAGGAGAAGAAGCACAGAGAAGAGACGACCAAAAUGAUCGGUGAGAUGAUGAAACACUUCACCCCCGAGCAACAGAACCGCUACGAGGCCUAUCGACGCUCUGCAUUCGGAAAGAACGGAAUCAAGAAGCUGAUGCAGAGCGUGUCUGGAAGCAACGUUAGCCAGAAGACGGCUAUCGUGAUGGCCGGCGUCUCUAAGAUCUUUGUGGGCGAGAUCGUCGAAACGGCGCGCACGGUGAUGGAGGAGUGGGACGAGUCUGGACCCAUCCGUCCGCGGCACCUGAGGGAGGCCUACCGCCGCAUGCAGCUCAAGGGCAAGAUCCCCUCCGCCGCCACCUAUACCCAGAAGAAGAUCUUCCGCAAGUGA
Messenger RNA from Acanthamoeba castellanii str. Neff, 603 nucleotides. RefSeq names its product TAF11, putative. Gene Ontology annotation, molecular function: protein heterodimerization activity; transcription coactivator activity. Bases 1 to 603 code for a protein of 200 amino acids. The record is from RefSeq and is a predicted model, not a curated record. Gene Ontology annotation, biological process: transcription initiation at RNA polymerase II promoter; RNA polymerase II preinitiation complex assembly. NCBI's taxonomy places the organism in Eukaryota, Discosea, Longamoebia, Acanthamoebidae. The transcript is spliced from 5 exons. Gene Ontology annotation, cellular component: nucleus; transcription factor TFIID complex.